ACCUGAAUUUUCAGUUACUGUAGAAGAUAAUCUUUGCUGUGAUGGUGUUGUCUUCAGUAGAAGUUCAAUCGCAACCGAAGCUGAUGUUAAGUGAAGCGAAGAAGUCAUUUCUAGUGUUUUAGUGCAAAACAUUCGCAUGUGAAGCAUUAAUAAAAAAAACAAUGUUUUCAACCCAGAUAGCCAAAAGCACACAUAGUUGCAAAAUAAAAGCGCCUCAUUUUGAAAAUCGACGUCAAUAUUCCCAAUAAAUUGCCUCCUGGUGCAACAACUACUCGUAGGAAGAAAAAAUCAUUUUAGGACCUUAACUAUGAUAAAGUUAAAUGGAAUCUCCGAACGCUCGUAACACUGUGACGAUCGACUUUGCUGAAUAAAAUGCAUCCAAGUCCCCGAUUAUGCCACUUUAGAAGAAAUUGAUUCUCUUUCGAGACUGUCUAGGUUUGGAAUAAAUUAACCGCGUUUAAGAAGUGCUGGCGAAAGCAUUUCGAUGGGUUCUAGGAGGAGAUUGAGGCCAAAUGGCUUAACAAGAAAUAGUUGUGCAUAUUUCAAACAUUAAAAAUCGGUAGAAGCAACCAAACUGUCUGGUGAUGAGCCAAAAAUUCAACUUUCUAGAUUAAUAGAAUGGACGUUGAUACGUAAAAUGCGCGCACCAUUAAACGUCUUCUUGGUUUGGUUAUGGAGAUAUAAAUUUUCAAAAAAUUGCCUCCAUAGGGUUGUUUGGGACCAAAUGAUCCAAAAGUCCAAACUGAAAAAUGUUGUUUUUGAACAACAUGAAACAAGAGACUUCCUGGUUUAGGAGCAUGAAUAAUUUAUCUUUUAAGUUGAAAUAUUGACUUGGCUCUUUCGGAAUGGUUUUUCCAUCCAUAACCUUCUUCUGGUCCUCAGUUAGUUUGAAACUGAAUACAAGCGCAAAUUGCCUUAAAUUGGACGAACCUAAACGCAAAAUGGGGGCAAAAUGGCGCAAAAAGCUUUCAAAUUGCCUCCGCAAUAGUGGCAGUAGGCUCUCGAAUUUUUUCAAAUUACCGUUCCCGUAAUACGCAACGGUACUCUAUAUGGUCGACACAGAUGAAGCUUUAAAUAAAUCUGGGUUACGAUUUUACUAUAAGUGCUCUUACCGUGAUUUUUGUGCGCGGAAUGUGGACGCCAUCAGGCUAAUUACUAACUCAAGUAGCCGCUUUAAAUCUCUUGGGAUUUUUCUAGUUAGUUUGGCAGUAGACUUGGAUCUGAGCCAAGACAACGUGCAGGAUGCGUUUGUCAUUGCUGUGGAACAGCAGGCUCGCGAACGUCUGGAAAGACUUUCGGCGCUGCGAAAAAUCACCCCCAUCGACAUAACAGAGCUGUCCGAACAGCUGAAUCAGCAGACUGUUGUGACAUCGGAAGACUUAAACGGAUUUAUCAACAACUCGCCCAUCUACGUAACUUCUUUGACUGCCACCGAAAGUUUAAACAACAACCCCACAGGAAGCAGAUCAGGCGGCGCUCUCGGAACCACCACAUCAGUGGUGGCCGUGCAUCGGAGCGCUGGAGGUGAUAAAUUCCGACCUCCGCCUCUUUUGGCUAACGAUAUCCGAGCCCCUGCAGCUCCUGAGCAGAUCAGCGCUGUUGCGCUGCUCGCCAACCAUAUCGGACCUCAGAACAGGGAAGGACCGGAAAGUCCGUCCGUGUACGGAGUCAGUGGCGCCGGGACGCGUCGAUCUUCAUCCCCGUACGCAAACGGACGUACCGAAUUGCUCAUCGGAGAAGACAAUAACAAGUUGAAGACAUCGACUGGAUCAGUCGAGAGCAACAAUAACAAGCUCAAUAUAGAAAACGAAAUACAACAAAGGUCGCGAAGACGAUCGGGCAGCAGUUUGGUAGUGCUCGAUUCCGAGCUGGCAGAGCCGGUAAAGAAAGCGGCCGACGAUCUGGAUUCUUUGGAUAUGGUGAUGGUGGUGUCCCAUGGAGCGGACGAUGGACAGCCCCAUCGUGAGAUGGCGGUGGACGUUCCGGAGAGUUUUGUCGCCCGAAAUAAAACGCCUCCAAGGUAUCCGCCACCCAAGCCCACCCUGACGGUCGGGUACAAUCGAUUUUCCGGCGUGAAUUUCGGCGGGGACACGCAAGAACGAGCUAUCGACGUACCUGACAAUUAUAUCGACCGCAAAAGCACUCCGCCAAAAAUUAUCGCCAAAUCCGCCAAAAGUAAACCAGAGACAGCCUUGAAUGGUUCUGCCGCCCUGGCCCACUACAACCACCUCCCUUCCGCGCAAGCGAGCCCCCAAGUACCCCCCAAACCAGUGCCGCCCCCGAGGGAUCAUCUGAAAAUUGAAUCGGAUGGCCGACUGGUAAACAAAGCUCCUGCUCCUCAGUUACCUGCUAGAAUAGUGAACAAUAAUAAUAUAAAUGCGACCCCGAUUGGCAAUCAGACAUCGGUCAUUACUGAGCCUACCAGAGAGCAGUUGGAUAGUAUUAAAAAAUAUCAGGAACAGAUCAGAAAGCGGAAAGAAGAAGAGGAACGGAUAGCCGCUCAAAAUGAGUUCCUCAAUCGAUCGUUGCGUGGCUCCAGAAAGCUGCAAGCGUUGGAGAACAGACCGCAAGGGACCAUCAACGAUGCCUACGAAGACGAGCUGCUCGAACCGGCACGCUCUGAAAGUCCGAUGGAAGAAAAAGAGCGCGUACAUAUCGCUUAUGCCUAUGGAGAGCUGGUGGCUGCUGUCCAGCGACUGCAAGUGCAGCUGAAGAAAACUUCGCCCGGAUCGGGAAUAUCCGGAUUGGAGGGCCGCAUCGCUGCAGUGCAAUCGUUGCUGCUUUCGCCUCAAUUCGGGCGGGCGCUAGCCAUUCACAAUAAAAUUCAAACCGUACGGCAAAAAGUCAGCGCCAGGCCUCAGCCCUCAGCGCAGAACGCCCUCAGGGACGCCUUGGAUGCUGUGGCUUCUUCGCAAAGUGCUUACGCUGUGGAAUUGGCCACCAUUUUAACAGAUACGUCCAGAGCAAGAAAAGAGAACGAGGUGGACGGCCAGGACUAUCACUUUAUCACGCGAGCUCAAUUCGAAGCGGAUAUUCUUUCGAGAAAAUUCGUGGAACAUGGGGAAUACGAGAAGGCCUACUACGGAACGUCGCUGGACGCAAUUCGAUCGGUCGUAAAUUCCGGCAAAAUUUGCGUCCUCAACUUGCACCCGCAGAGCUUGAAGAUACUGAGAACGUCCGACUUGAAGCCCUACGUUGUCUUUGUCGCGCCCCCCAACCUCGAGAACUUGAAGGUCAAGAAGGAUCGACUGGGAGAAUCAUACAAGGAGGAAGAUUUGGUGGACAUCAUCGAUAAAGCUCGAGAGAUGGAAAACAAGUACGGUCACUUCUUCGACAUGAUCAUCAUCAACAAUGACACGGAAAGAGCCUACCACGACUUGUUGUGCGAAAUCAACAGCUUGGAAAGGGAGCCGCAAUGGGUGCCGGCUGUCUGGAUUAAAACGGCGUAGGGCAUACUGAAGGGCUAAAUUUGUCGAUCCAAGCCCUUUAAAACAUUGAGUUAAGAAGUCUGAAAAUGUGUGUGACAGUGUGCAGGACAGUCAGAAAUCAAUUUUAAGUCUAGUCGUAGAAGUUUUUUUAGCAAUCAGAUUGGUGACUGCACAGUGAAUUCUCAGGACUGAUGUAAAUGAGAUUUCAGGCCCCAAUGGUAAUUUCAUCCACAAUUGUUUUGCUAAGUUAAUAAUAAAAGUUGUGCUAGUCGGCUGGUGCAUGGGGACAAUUGAAUCCUACCAGAACUCCAUUCGUUAACAAAAAGGUGCUAGUCUGAUUCAGUUUUACCGAAUUGAAUAACCCGUACAACCAGGCCAAUAGGGAAUGUUGGCUAAAUAUGCCGUGCCAUCACAUUCAUGAAAUUUGUUAUAAAUAAUCAUUAGAGGGCCGCGCAUAUUUAGCUGAGAAAAACUUUGCAACACCUAAAACAAAUCCUUGACUGAUUGUAUUCACACACGUGCAACAGCCUGUAACUUUAAAAAGCCCCGCAACAAAAUUCAGGGAAAUCGAAUAGAAAGUACUGGACGAAGUACGAAAACAACGAGCUAGUUUCUUACUUCGCCCUGUACCUUUGCCGGUCUGCAAAAUUAUAAAAAUUAUUCCAAACAGCCAAACAAUGUCAAUGGCGUUAGUGAAGCAUAAUAAAUAACUAACUGUAGUAUUAGUUUCGUACAUUAGACUGGCAAAUGAUUGAUUAGAGGCAGCGACACUCAGGACGAAAAAAGUGCCAAAUUGAAUCGAGUUUCGUUUCAUGUUUAGAAGAAAAAAAACAGUAUUUUAGUGUAGUGAUGUAGGUGCAGGCCGGUACAUGGAUCAUUUCCACUAGUUGCUGGCAAACGUCUGCCUGAGCAACUGGUGAAAACGAUUGAUUUUGUUAACAGAAUAGACUAUACAGAACAUUUAACGUCAUUUUAAGUACUUAUGUUUUAGGGAAGGCUCGGCAUACAAAUGUUCUGCUCAAGCACCAUUUCCACUCGUUUCUAUGUCGAAUCUUAUUUUGAGGCCAACUCUAAAGUUUGAGGCAACUUUUCCACGUUACCGAUCGCGAAUCACAAGUCGCCUUGAAUUUUGGAGUCGCCUAGUGGGCGAAUGCCCACAAUUGAACAUUUUAAUUCUGAAGUCAUAGUGUUGUUUAUUUAUUGUUAUUUUUAACCUGUAUAUAAGAUAUAUUAUUACUAUAACUAGAAGUGUAAAUAAUGUACAAGUCAAACCCUAUGGUGUUUGACGAAUCCUGUAAAAAUCAUUGUUUCAAUGCGGACCUGCGUAUAAAUCAUGUGACUUCGGGUUCAUUUUUUAUUUGAAAAAAAAAACAUUUUUAUUAUAUUGUAACGCAUACAAAUAAUUGUUUCCAUUUAAAAUAAAAGUUUCUCACUAGCAA
Dendroctonus ponderosae (mountain pine beetle) is the source of this 4867-nucleotide messenger RNA. RefSeq names its product protein PALS1. Gene Ontology annotation, biological process: establishment or maintenance of epithelial cell apical/basal polarity; establishment or maintenance of polarity of embryonic epithelium; morphogenesis of an epithelial sheet. Gene Ontology annotation, cellular component: plasma membrane; adherens junction. Gene Ontology annotation, molecular function: protein binding. The record is from RefSeq and is a predicted model, not a curated record. NCBI's taxonomy places the organism in Eukaryota, Metazoa, Arthropoda, Insecta, Coleoptera, Curculionidae.